AUGUCUCAGACUGUCGGAUUGACUCGACUAGCCUACUCGCGGGUAUGGCAUCAGAUCUCUGCAUCAACACCUCACAAGACUCUCACGACCCAACCGGAUGUGACACCUCCUUCCCUCGGGAGACUCGCGUCCCGAAUCGCCGUUCUUUUAAUGGGCAAACACAAACCGAUCUGGGAUCCUUCGACAGACUGCGGAGACUACGUAGUUGUGACCAAUUGUGCCGCCUUACACACCACGGGCAACAAGAUGUGGCGAAAAACGUAUUAUAGACAUUCGACGAGACCUGGGAGCUUGAAAUCGCUCACAAUGGAUGCGCUCAUGGAGAAGCACGGCGGCAGCGAGGUUCUACGGAAAGCAGUUCGUGGCAUGUUGCCGAAAAACAGACUAAGAGACAAGAGACUGGCAAGGUUGAAAGCCUUCGAAGGCGAGGCCCAUCCUUAUAAACUGAACUUGGUGCGAUUUGGCGGUGUCGUGGUGGGAAGCGAAGGCUGGGACGCGGCAGUAGAAAGAAUUAGGGAGUCGGACAAGAAGCGGUUAUAA
Molecule: messenger RNA, 540 nt
Organism: Ustilaginoidea virens
Lineage: Eukaryota; Fungi; Ascomycota; Sordariomycetes; Hypocreales; Clavicipitaceae
Exons: 2
Coding region: 1-540 (179 amino acids)
Biological process (GO): translation; negative regulation of translation
Cellular component (GO): ribosome; mitochondrial large ribosomal subunit
Molecular function (GO): mRNA binding; structural constituent of ribosome
Source: RefSeq, a predicted model, not a curated record